GCACUAGCGUUUCCCAGUACUUCCAAGAGAAGCAGCGGCUCACUAUUAGGAACUUUGCGUGCGACCUAUGGCACACAACUAGCAGGGUAGGCUACUCCCUGACCAUUUUUAUUAACCCCUACGGUGUAUGGAAAGUGCUCCUGGAUGGACCUGGGCGACAACAGCUGGUCCAUGGUCAAGCGAGAAGUUUCCAGCAGCCCAGGGUCGCCGGCUGAGCAGACCUACCUGCCCGGUGACAGCAGGCGGGACGGUCCCACCUCGGAGGAGCUGAGGACGCCUCCGAGCGAGCUCGACGCGCUGGGCCACCGCCGCUCCGACGGCAGAUCUCUACACUCCUACCUUCACUUCGGACACCAUAACAACACCCUGACCACUGCCGAGGACAUCCCGCUGUUUACGGAUUUAGACCAGGGGAGCAAACUCGUCCUCUCCACCGGAGCGCACAAGGCGAGCUUGCUGGUGGACCCGUCCGACAUGUACCAAACACUGGCCAUCGCCGCAGCCCAGAGCCAGACUGGAUAUGAUUCCUCCUCUGGCGGUUAUAUGCACUCCAACCCCAACUCGCCCGUGUACGUCCCCAGCACCCGGGUGGGCCCCAUGAUCCCCAGCCUCUCUUACCUGCAGGCCAGCGGCUCUGCUCAGCCCAGCCACGCAGUCUCCAGCCACUCGGUGUGGUCUCAGUCCACCCCGGAGAGCCCCUCGUACAGCACCGGCAGCCCGCACACCUCCAGUCGUUUCCACUACCCUCCCAGCCCGCCCAUGAAUAACGGGGCGCCCAGAGACACCAGCUACACUAACACACUGAAUGUGGGCAGCAGGGACCAGUACGGCCUCUCUCGCCCUCUCAGCGGGACCUACGCCAGUCCCUACUCUCCCUACGUUGCGCCCCAGCUGCCCUCGCCUUGGCCCGCGGGACCUUUCGAUAACACGAUGCUGCACACCUUGCAGAGCAGAGGUGCGCCCUUGAUUCGGGGACCAAACGGAGUUUCAGAUAUUCUGGACGACAUGGGGGAGAGCAGGGAGUGCGUCAACUGCGGCUCCAUCUCCACGCCGCUGUGGAGGCGCGACGGCACGGGACACUUUCUCUGCAACGCCUGCGGCCUUUACAGCAAAAUGAAUGGGCUGAGCCGGCCAUUAAUUAAACCACAGAAACGGACGUCAACGUCCAGAAGAAUCGGCCUCUCCUGCGCCAACUGUCAGACCAGCACGACCACUUUGUGGCGCAGGAACGCGGAGGGAGAGCCGGUGUGCAACGCGUGUGGCCUCUACACUAAACUACACGGGGUACCUCGGCCGCUCGCCAUGAAGAAAGAGGGAAUCCAGACAAGAAAAAGAAAACCGAAAACUCUGAAUAAAACCAAGGGAUCCUCUGGAAAUAACAACUCUGUCUCUAUGACUCCCACGUCCACCUCUUCAUCCAAUUCUGAAGACUGCUCGAAAACCAGCUCUCCCUCUGGACAGGUGUCCGGGGUCAGUUCGUCUGUGCUGUCCAGCUCGGGGGAGGGAGCGGGCUCGGGCUCGGCGGUGAAGUACCCGGGACAGGACAACCUGUACACCAGCGUGGGCUUGACCCAGUCAUCAGAUGUAGCUUCAGUGAGGGGGGAACCCUGGUGCCCCAUGGCCUUAGCCUGAACACCUCAACCUGCUGGGCGGACCGACAUCUCCGGCCCCUUCCGUCUGGAUGCUGUGUGGUGUGGAAGGAUUUGGGGGCGAUGUUUGUUUCUUCCCUCUCAGCUGAUGCAGGAAGAGUCGGACAGGGGAGGGAAAGAGAGAAGAGCGAGACGGCCUUCAGUGGCAGAACGAGCUUGAACCGAGCAUGGAAUAUCUGGGAUUGGGCUCCAGGUUGGUGUGGGGAUCUUGUUGCCUUUAAAAACAACAACAACAACAACAACAACAACAACAAAGGGAAACGCCAGGCCAGAUGAUCAAUUAGGUGGCCUGCUGUGGAUGGUUUCUGGACCUGUCGUGCACUCAGUCUCUGUCCCAUCCAUGGCACAGAACCAGAUCUGGGUUCUUUAAAGAAAGCCAUCGUGUACAUAACGGAUUUCCUGUUUGAAGAAAAAAAGCUGUUGAUUGGAUACGAGCGCUCCGUAAAGCGCUCUUUUACUCUUUAAGGACAUUUAGAUUGCUGUUUCUUUUUUGUUUUUGUUUGUUUUGUUUUCCACAACUGGAAUCAUGCCAUAAGUGCCGAGACAACUUUUAUGAAUCAAAAGAAAAAUAUUUAUAAAUCUUCCAUUGUUGAAAACAUGGCUAUGAUUGUUAAUAAAGAUAUGGAUAUAGAGUA
Stegastes partitus (bicolor damselfish) is the source of this 2284-nucleotide messenger RNA. RefSeq names its product GATA binding protein 6 (gene gata6). Gene Ontology annotation, biological process: cell fate commitment; positive regulation of transcription by RNA polymerase II; epithelial cell differentiation. Bases 145 to 1632 code for a protein of 495 amino acids. The record is from RefSeq and is a predicted model, not a curated record. Gene Ontology annotation, molecular function: DNA-binding transcription factor activity, RNA polymerase II-specific; RNA polymerase II cis-regulatory region sequence-specific DNA binding; zinc ion binding. Gene Ontology annotation, cellular component: nucleus. NCBI's taxonomy places the organism in Eukaryota, Metazoa, Chordata, Actinopteri, Pomacentridae. The transcript has 7 exons.